ACAGAGCUGGGCUUUCUUUACCAGUGGAUUGUGGAGGAUACACUGCCAGUCUCUUGUCUUCUGUUCACCAUGGCUUCUUCUGAUAUUCAGGUGAAGGAACUGGAGAACCAAGCCUCAGGCCAGGCGUUUGAGCUGAUUCUCAGCCCUUGGUCAAAAGAAUCUGUCUCUUUCCCCCUUUCCCCUCCAAAGAAGAAGAAUCUUUCCCUGGAGGAAAUUCAGAAGAAAUUGGAAGCUGCAGAAGAAAGACGCAAGUCCCAUGAAGCUGAAGUCUCGAAGCAGCUUGCUGAGAAACGAGAGCAUGAGAGAGAAGUGCUUCAGAAAGCUAUAGAAGAGAAUAAAAACUUCAGCAAAAUGGUGGAGAAAAAACUGACCCACAAGAUGGAAGCUAACAAAGAGAACCGAGAGGCACAAAUGGCUGCCCAAUUGGAGCGUUUGCUAGAGAAGGAUAAGCACGUAGAAGAGGUGCAGAAGAACAAAGAGUCCAAAGACCCUGCUGAUGAGACUGAAGCCGACUAA
Messenger RNA from Perognathus longimembris pacificus (Pacific pocket mouse), 516 nucleotides. RefSeq names its product stathmin-like. Bases 70 to 516 code for a protein of 148 amino acids. Gene Ontology annotation, cellular component: cytoplasm; neuron projection. Gene Ontology annotation, biological process: neuron projection development; microtubule depolymerization; regulation of microtubule polymerization or depolymerization. The record is from RefSeq and is a predicted model, not a curated record. Lineage: Eukaryota; Metazoa; Chordata; Mammalia; Rodentia; Heteromyidae. The transcript has a single exon. Gene Ontology annotation, molecular function: tubulin binding.